UACGCCCCACAGGCCCCGCACCCUGCAACGCCCCCGGCCAAGCUCCUGCUGCCCCUCCCUGCUCCUUCCAGAUGCCGAAUCUGCUGGUGCUGGCACUGCCCCUCCUGGUGCGCCUGGUCCACGCGACCCCUGCCCCAGGCCGGGCCCUGCAGCGAGCAGGCAUCGUGGGGGGACGGGAGGCCCCAGGGCACAAGUGGCCCUGGCAGGUGAGCCUGCGAUACAGCGCCCAGUACUGGCAGCACAUCUGCGGGGGCUCCCUCAUCCACCCCCAGUGGGUGCUGACCGCAGCCCACUGCGUCGGACCGGAAGUCCAAGACCCCGCAGACCUCAGGGUGCAGCCGCGGGAGCAGCACCUCUAUUACCAGGACAAGCUGCUGCCCGUCAGCAGGGUUAUCGCCCACCCCAACUACUACGCAGCCCAGGACGGGGCCGACAUCGCCCUGCUGGAGCUCGAGGACCCCGUGAACAUCUCCAGCCACGUCCACCCGGUCACCCUGCCCCCUGCCUCCGAAACCUUCCCCACGGGGACUCGGUGCUGGGUGACGGGCUGGGGCAACGUGAACAGGGGAGAACCCCUGCCACCGCCAUUUCCCCUGAAGCAGGUGAAGGUCCCCAUCGUGGAAAACAGCGUGUGUGACAUGAAAUACCACAGUGGCCUGUACACAGGAGACAACAUCCCGAUCGUCCGGGAUGACAUGCUGUGUGCCGGGAAUAGCAAGAGGGACUCCUGCCAGGGCGACUCUGGAGGGCCCCUGGUCUGCAAGGUGAAUGGCAUCUGGCUGCAGGCGGGCGUGGUCAGCUGGGGCGACGGCUGUGCUCAGCCCAACCGGCCGGGCAUCUACACCCGAGUCACCUACUACCUGGACUGGAUCCACCAGUAUGUCCCCGAGGAGCCCUGAGCCGGGUCCCCAGAGCUGCCACCUGGGUCGGCGGAGAAGCGAGCCCCCUCCCAGCCCCACGCCGCUGCUUCCUGCCGAGGUGGUGUCUUUCCCCCACCUUCCCUGGCCCCCUGCCCUGAGCAUCCCCUGCUCUGAGCCCCACCCCCUGCUGACCACCCCCCGCCCUGACCCCCCUGCCCCGAGCCCCCUCCCCACCCAGCCCAGGGAGCGGGCAGUGGGCACUAAUGCUCAUUAAAGAGCGUG
Hippopotamus amphibius kiboko is the source of this 1142-nucleotide messenger RNA. RefSeq names its product tryptase-like. Gene Ontology annotation, molecular function: serine-type endopeptidase activity. The coding region runs from base 72 to 899 and encodes 275 amino acids. The transcript is spliced from 5 exons. NCBI's taxonomy places the organism in Eukaryota, Metazoa, Chordata, Mammalia, Artiodactyla, Hippopotamidae. The record is from RefSeq and is a predicted model, not a curated record. Gene Ontology annotation, biological process: proteolysis.